Racocetra persica is the source of this 126-nucleotide messenger RNA. The record is from the annotation of a GenBank genome assembly. NCBI's taxonomy places the organism in Eukaryota, Fungi, Glomeromycota, Glomeromycetes, Diversisporales, Gigasporaceae.
AAGAGAUUCUUGAUGAACUUAGUGAUAAUAAUUACGAAGAUAAUAUGGUAGCUGGCCUUAGCAAUUCUAAUCAAAUGCACAACAUUAAUAAUAUUGAUGAUUAUGAAAAUAGCAAUGAUAAACAAA